CUUCACGCGUUUGCUGAGUUCCGGGACCCGUCUGUGCACUGAGCCUUGAGAUGCAUCCGCCUCACCUAAAUCAAGUGCAGAAGACCCCAGCUCUGGGUGGAGGCGGGUAACCUCCAUACUCGCUCCCGGGCUGGAGGAGAUCCGGUGCCCCUCUGCGGAUAGGGUCAGUCCUAGACUGUCUCACGGGACAAGAGCUGCAGCCUCUGCCACCGUGCCAAUUCUUCCAGAAGAAGCUUAGCUUCCUCUUGAAGUGGCUCUUGAAGGUGUUUACUGGAUUGUGCAGUUAUCGCCCAUUCGUGGAACAGUUAGCAAGGUAGCCUUCAUGGCUGUGCCACAUCAUUUGCAGGAGACUUCCUAUCUGCUGCCUCCAGAUCCAGAGGAUUGGGAGAAACAAGGCAUCCCGGACUUUGUCUAUGGCCAGGAGGAUCUCGUUGGCAAGGAAGUUCAGUGGCCCAGGGAUUCACCUAGUGCCGUGGACACAGUACCACUAUCCCGUUUCGACUCUGCCCUCCGCUCUGCGUGGAGGCAGCGGCUGGAACUGGGCCUGUUUCGGUACCGCCUAGAAGAUCUGCAGACCCAAAUCCUCCCCGGUUCCGUGGGGUUUGUAGCUCAGCUGAAUAUAGAGCGAGGGAUACAGAGGAGGCGCCCCCAGAAUAUCAGAAGUGUGAGGCAGGAGUUUGACCCGGAACAGUUUAACUUCAAUAAAAUUCGACCUGGAGAAGUCCUUUUCCGGAUGCAAAGGGAACCUAAAGGCCCAGCCACUCCAAAGCAAGAGGACGACGUCCUUGUGGUGAUCAAUGUCAGCCCCCUGGAGUGGGGUCAUGUGCUGCUGGUGCCUGCACCUGCUCAGGGGCUUCCCCAACGGCUGCUGCCUGGAGUGCUGCGGGUGGGGCUAGAAGCUGUCCUACUGAGCUUGCACCCAGGCUUCAGGGUCGGCUUCAACAGCCUGGGAGGCCUGGCCUCUGUGAACCAUCUUCACCUGCAUUGCUACUACCUGGCCCACCCACUGCCUGUGGAGGGAGCGCCAAGCACACCCCUAGACCCCAAAGGUUGUAUACAUCUGCUGCAGGCCCUGCCGGCUCCUGGCUUUCUCUUUUACACCAGUGGGCCAGGGCCGGAUUUGGAAGUGUUAAUUAGCAGGGUAUGCCGAGCUACUGACUACCUGAGUGACCGUGAGAUUGCACAUAACUUAUUUGUGACCCGGGGAGCUCCCCCCGGGCCGACAUCAUCUACCUCAGAUCUCAGUGGGAUCCGAGUCAUUCUGUGGGCCCGGAAGUCCAGCUUUGGAAUAAAGGAAAGUGGGGCGUUUAAUGUUGCCCUCUGUGAGCUGGCUGGCCACCUCCCUGUCAAAACAUCACAGGACUUCAGCAGCUUGACAGAGGCAGCUGCAGUGGCCCUCAUUCAGGAUUGUCUGCUGCCUGAAACUCAGGCAGGUGAGGUACGGGCAGCGCUGGUAGCCCUGAUGGCUCAGGAAGAGCUGUGAUUCUUCAGGAGUGUUUUCUUUGCUGACUAAUUCGAGGCCCUUUCCCAAAGGCCAAUGUGAAUUCAGUCCAUUUGUGCAUUUCAUGUCAUGACCUUCUUCCCACCUCCCCACAUAAGGACUGCAGAGAGAGCACUGAGAGAAUGUGUUCUCAUGAAUGUUUCUGCUGCCUCUUCCCUGAGAAGCCCCAGGGUAACAAGCCCUGCCAUGAAGGGCCAGAUCUGACCAUUUCAGGGGGAGGAGUGCUUGCUGCUAAGUCUGUUGAUCAGGGUUCAACCUCCAGAACCCAUAGGGUAAAGGCUGUCUUCUGACUUUAAAAUGUGCACCAUGAUACAUUCACUCACACACACACACACACACACACACACACACACACACACGUAAAUAUAUCUCAAAACAAAAUUUUUUAAAAAGUAAAUAUAAAAAUAGUUUUUUUGUUGUUGUUUUCCUUUUUUGUUUGUUUUUCGAGACAGGGUUUCUCUGUGUAGUCCUGGCUGUCCUGGAACUCACUCUGUAGACCAGGCUGACCUCGAACUCAGGAAUCUGCCUGCCUCUGCCUCCCGAGUGCUGGGAUUAAAGGCGUGCGCCACCACUGCCUGGCUUCUUUUGUUUUUCAAGACAGGAUUUCUCUGCCUGUACUAGAACUCUGUAGACCAGGUCCGCCUGCCUCUGCCUCCUGAGUGCUGGGAUUAAAGGCCUGCACCACCACCACCCUGCUAAGAAAAAAAAACAAAUUUUAAAAUGGAGAGUGGGAGAAUUUCACAGUCCUGGUUUGUCAGUGUUCUGAGACUUGUAGGUCAAUCUAAGAAAGAGGGUCACUCCAGGGUGAAAUAUGGCCUUACAGGGAGAUCCAGGCUCUGUGGACUCAAUAUCAAAUGGCCACCCAAAAGCAUAUAUUGAUUGUUACACAAAAGUUGUGGGUUUUUUGGUUAAAAAAAAUUCCUCACACCGAAUCUAGUCUUAUGUGUUUCCUGAAGGAAGACAUCACUGCCCACAGCUUCAGUUCUUAUUGUAUACUGUUUGCAGUACCCAACAGUGCACAUUCCCAGUGUGCCAGGACUGUCCAGUGACCAGGACUUUGCAAAGGUUGUAAAACUCCUUCAGAAAAACAGUUCUAUAGAUAGUAGAAAACAGUCACUCUUUUCUUAAUGAUUUCUUCAAGGUCAAAACACUUCUAGCAAACAACCAUUCUGAUGGCGACCCUAGAGUGCUUCUACUAGAUGUCUUGCUACACAGGUUGCUCUCUGGACUUCGCCUUUGGUGUGAACCAUCAGCCUCUGCUCUGAUGGCUUACAGAUACAUCCAGCUACCUUGUCUUACCUUUGCUCUUGUCCCUUGGUGCGCCACUGACUCUUACAGGGUCUCACUGUGUAGCCCUGGCUGUCCUGAAACUCACCCUGUACACCAAACUGAUCUUGAACUCAGAGAUUCAGCCUGUCUCUGCCUCCUGAAUGUGAGCCACUAAGCUCUGUAGCCCAAGCUACCAUCAAACUCCUCAAAUCAAAGAACCCUGUUUUAGUUUCCUGAAUCUCUGGGACUCCAGCUUUGCCUAUGGCUGGUUCAUUGGCUGACUUUGCCCUCCCCCCUUGUAUUUGCAACUGCUUCAUCCAGGUGGUCAACUUCUCUAAAAAAAAUUUUAAAAAAACCAAACUAUCCUUUCUUCAAGCCCCCAAUAACAGUUGACUAGUGAGUUCAAAGCCAGUCUGGGCUAUAUACUGAGACUACCUCAAAAAUUCUUUUAAAAAUGCUGGUCAUAGACCACAGAGAUAGCUCAGGAGGUAUCAACACUGUGUGCCCUCAACACAGUGACAGGCGUUUAAUCCCUAGGAUCCACUCAGUUCAAGGAGAACCAACUCCUGCAAAUGGGUCUGUCACUUCCCGCACAUGCACCAAGGAAAUGUAGCAAGUGUUCUGCUUGUUAUGAGAGACAAGGUCUCACUAUGUAGCUUUGACUGGCCUCCAACCCACAGAGAUCCAACUGCCUCUGGCUCCUACAUGCUAAGAUUAAAGGCAUGGGCUACCACAGCUGGCUAAUAUUCU
Messenger RNA from Mus musculus (house mouse), 3520 nucleotides. RefSeq names its product GDP-D-glucose phosphorylase 1 (gene Gdpgp1). Gene Ontology annotation, molecular function: GDP-D-glucose phosphorylase activity. NCBI's taxonomy places the organism in Eukaryota, Metazoa, Chordata, Mammalia, Rodentia, Muridae. The record is from RefSeq and is marked validated. The transcript has 2 exons. Gene Ontology annotation, biological process: glucose metabolic process. Gene Ontology annotation, cellular component: cytoplasm. The coding region runs from base 323 to 1483 and encodes 386 amino acids.